AUAAAGUUGAAGUGAAUUAAUCCUUCCCCCUUUUUCCUCUUCCAGGCCUUCAGUGUUACUGUGACCGCUGCAGCACCAACUCCAGCUGCACGACAGACGGUAUCUGCUUUGUAGCCAUCCAAAAGUCAGGCAGCCGGAUGACCAUUGAGCAGCGCCAGUGUGUGCACAAUCGUGACUUGAUCCCACGAGACCGACCCUUCAUCUGUGCCCCAUCUACCAAAGAUGACAGUGGCAUUUACCCACUGUGCUGUACCACAGACUACUGCAACAAAGAGCCAGUGACCCCCACUGGCCCCACAGCGACCCCUUCUCCUCUGGGGCCGGUGGCCCUCGCUGCUGUCAUUGCUGGCCCUGUAUGUGUGCUCUGCUUGCUGCUGGUUUUGGCGUUCUACGUUUGCCACAGCCACAGAGGCCUGGGCGCUGGGGGAGCCGGGGCCCACCACCACCACCAUCGGGUGCCUAAUGAGGAAGACCCCUCCAUGGACCACCCUUUCAUCACUGUGGGAACAACACUGAAGGACCUAAUCUAUGACAUGACCACUUCAGGCUCUGGAUCAGGUAAAACUCUACAUCUCAGGGUCUGAUUUGUGCAUAUUUGUGCAGUGAUCAGCUGAAGGAGGAUUUAGACAUUUCAAAGGUAUAUACAGGUAAAACAGCAGCAUAGAUUCAUAGAAGAGUCCAGGGGCCAAACAGACACUUGACUGAAACAGAACUGUGACAGAGGUCUCAGACUGAGCAGCUAGAAGCGUACAUGUAACAGGGGCAGGACAACAUCUGCUCAGAGAUGCUUCCAGGCUUUUUGAUGACAGCAGAGGAGAUGCUGAACGUGGCCCUGUCUUUGUUUACCUGCUCCAAUUCAAAAAGUCAGAUUUGCUAACAUGCACAGUUGUUGACCAAACUAGGCUGAUGAGCAUGUUUCAUAAAUCUGACAGCAAGUGUUUGUUUUUUGAACAGGACAGAAGUGAUGUUAGUAAAUGAGGGCCGUCGGGCCAAAGUGGACGUUGUUUCUUUCCUUUAAAGCUUUUACCACGGUCAGGGUGCUGGUGAUGUGUGCAGCACGACCCGGUUACUCGUCUUUGCACAUGGUGCAGUGAAAGAGUUGGAGGUUGGAAGUGCGUGCAUGCUCGGAUCAGCUGCAGGAAAGGGAAGCAUGUCAGACAUUUGAAGUGAAUGCAAAAGGGGACUGUAAUUAUUUUAUUGUGCAUCAGGAGGUGAAAAGCAUCACACUUCGUUCACAACUGCUUUGGGAAAUGUUGAUUAGUCCUAAAAUGUUUCAAAUGUUCCUUAUUUAUUCAUAACCUCAAACUAUCAGACUGGAGCUCGAUGCUGGAACCUUCACAGCAGUCCCAGCUCCUUAUGUGUCCCCUGGGAAAGUUCCUGUUCUGGCUUCAACACAUCCACACGCUGCAUCAUUCCUGACAGGCUUUGCAUUCAUGCACACAAGCACCACUGAAUAGGUGUUUCAUUCAGUUUUUUAAAUCCCGCUUCGUCCAGCUGUCAUAGGGCCAGAAUGAUGACUUACAGGUAGGCAGUGUGUCACAGUGGGUGUGCACACCCACAGACUGGAUCCAGCCAGCUGCUAGGUGACGGCCGUGACCACGGCGCCAUCGCGCUGUUUCAAACAGGAAGAAAACAGCUUUAAAUGAUACGAGAUCUGGGCCCUGUUUCAGGAAGCCGGUUUGGAAAACU
Haplochromis burtoni (Burton's mouthbrooder) is the source of this 1689-nucleotide messenger RNA. Its product is annotated as TGF-beta receptor type-1. Gene Ontology annotation, cellular component: membrane. NCBI's taxonomy places the organism in Eukaryota, Metazoa, Chordata, Actinopteri, Cichliformes, Cichlidae. The coding region runs from base 138 to 584 and encodes 148 amino acids. Gene Ontology annotation, molecular function: ATP binding; transmembrane receptor protein serine/threonine kinase activity. The record is from RefSeq and is a predicted model, not a curated record. Gene Ontology annotation, biological process: protein phosphorylation. The transcript is spliced from 2 exons.